UCGUAUUUAUUUUUAUAAUAUUAUAUUAAAAAUUAAUUUUUCUAGUCCGCCACAGAUCUCAGUUUAUUCCUUUUUCUCUUUGGCCAUAGCUCUCUGUCUCUCCCCUUCGCUGCUUCUCGUUAAACAAAAACACACAAGAAGCUCUCGUUCUUGACAGAACUACGACAAAAUGGGUAUGGCAGAAAACAAUCACGAUAUGGAGGAGGGGACGCUGGAGAUUGGCAUGGAGUAUAGAACUGUUUCUGGAGUUGCUGGGCCUUUAGUAAUCCUCGACAAAGUGAAGGGACCCAAAUAUCAAGAAAUUGUUAAUAUUCGUUUAGGGGAUGGAACAACCAGACGUGGUCAAGUCCUUGAAGUUGAUGGAGAAAAAGCUGUUGUUCAGGUUUUUGAAGGAACAUCUGGAAUUGACAACAAAUACACGACCGUGCAGUUUACAGGAGAGGUGUUGAAAACUCCUGUCUCUUUGGAUAUGCUUGGGCGCAUUUUUAAUGGCUCUGGCAAGCCAAUAGAUAAUGGUCCACCUAUCUUGCCUGAGGCAUAUUUGGAUAUUUCUGGGAGUUCUAUUAAUCCUAGUGAGAGAACCUAUCCCGAAGAAAUGAUACAGACAGGGAUCUCGACAAUUGAUGUUAUGAAUUCCAUUGCUAGAGGGCAAAAAAUCCCUCUCUUUUCUGCUGCUGGUCUUCCCCAUAAUGAAAUUGCUGCUCAGAUUUGUCGCCAGGCUGGUUUGGUGAAACGAUUGGAGAAGUCUGGGGAUCAGCCUGAGGGUGGCGAAGAAGACAAUUUUGCAAUUGUUUUUGCAGCUAUGGGUGUAAACAUGGAGACCGCACAGUUUUUCAAACGUGACUUUGAGGAAAAUGGCUCAAUGGAGAGAGUGACCCUUUUCCUAAACCUGGCUAAUGACCCCACAAUUGAACGUAUUAUUACUCCUCGUAUUGCUCUUACGACUGCUGAAUAUUUGGCAUAUGAAUGUGGGAAGCAUGUUCUUGUGAUCCUUACAGACAUGAGUUCUUAUGCUGAUGCUCUCCGUGAGGUGUCUGCUGCCCGAGAAGAAGUACCUGGAAGACGUGGAUAUCCUGGGUACAUGUAUACAGAUUUGGCCACAAUAUAUGAGCGUGCUGGACGAAUUGAAGGGCGAAAGGGUUCUAUCACACAAAUUCCAAUCCUUACUAUGCCCAAUGAUGAUAUUACACAUCCCACUCCAGAUCUUACCGGAUAUAUCACAGAGGGGCAAAUAUACAUUGACAGGCAGCUCUAUAAUAGACAGAUAUACCCACCAAUCAAUGUGCUUCCAUCGCUGUCUCGUCUGAUGAAGAGUGCCAUUGGUGAGGGGAUGACACGCAGGGAUCAUGCUGAUGUGUCUAACCAGCUGUAUGCAAAUUAUGCUAUUGGGAAGGAUGUCCAGGCCAUGAAAGCUGUGGUUGGAGAAGAAGCACUUUCUUCUGAGGAUUUGCUAUACUUGGAGUUCUUGGAUAAAUUUGAAAGGAAAUUUGUCACCCAAGGAGCAUAUGACACCCGCAACAUCUUUCAGUCACUUGAUUUGGCAUGGACACUGCUUCGCAUAUUUCCUCGUGAACUUCUCCACCGUAUACCAGCAAAAACUCUGGACCAAUACUACAGCCGAGAUGCAGGUAACUGA
Theobroma umbraticum is the source of this 1636-nucleotide messenger RNA. Its product is annotated as V-type proton ATPase subunit B 1. Lineage: Eukaryota; Viridiplantae; Streptophyta; Magnoliopsida; Malvales; Malvaceae. The record is from RefSeq and is a predicted model, not a curated record. Gene Ontology annotation, biological process: ATP metabolic process; proton transmembrane transport; vacuolar acidification. Gene Ontology annotation, molecular function: proton-transporting ATPase activity, rotational mechanism; ATP binding. Gene Ontology annotation, cellular component: proton-transporting V-type ATPase, V1 domain.